This is a messenger RNA of Cololabis saira (Pacific saury), 2323 nucleotides long. Its product is annotated as LYR motif-containing protein 5A. Lineage: Eukaryota; Metazoa; Chordata; Actinopteri; Beloniformes; Belonidae. The record is from RefSeq and is a predicted model, not a curated record. Gene Ontology annotation, biological process: respiratory electron transport chain. The coding region runs from base 863 to 1405 and encodes 180 amino acids. Gene Ontology annotation, cellular component: endoplasmic reticulum membrane; mitochondrion. The transcript is spliced from 4 exons.
GUGCCAAGGCCACGGAGACCUCACUGCGUCACACAGGUCCUUUUCACAGCAAACUCUUAUGCAUAAAGAUGGAAGCUGUCAGGUGUGACAUCAUCACUCUAUCUGCUAAAUGCUGAGGCCUAUUUUGAGGUUUGUUCACGUACAGAUUUGUUUUGGUAAAACAGAGGAUGCAACUUUUGUUCUUCCUACUAAAAAGCAUACAGCAAUGUUUCUGUACUUUAGUCCAGAGAGUGUUAGAUGAUUGGCAGUAAUCAGUGUUGAUGUUGGGUUGAAGUUUGUCACCAAACAAACUCAAACUCAGAAAAAGGAGUGACGAUGACACCAAACACUUGGCAGCUAUCUUUAAUGCAUCUGGCCCAUCCUCUGCAUGGGAACGUGUCUAUCAGAAGCCUUGCUUUUCUCAAAUCAGAGGUUGUGUGUUAGUUUUGUUUUUUGAUAAAAAAAGAAGGUACUGUGAUUUUUGAUUUAUUUCUGAAGUAUUUCUGUUAAGUUAUUAAGACCUGAAGUAUUUUCAACACAUGAUGGCAGGUACUUACAAUCCAUUAUCAGAUAUUUAAAAGUUAAAUGCCAAAUGUUUGUACAACAAAAGUAGCAAACAAACAUGUAAAGCUUUUAUUCAAAUAGAAAUAUAUUGGUGCUACCCAAAUCCCUGAAAAACUGUAAACUUGCUUUGUGGCUUUAUGCUCUGAUAUUGAACUGUGUAGCCUGCUUUGCUGGGAAUGCUGUGUCAUUUUGCAGAUAUGAACUUUUAGCCGUGAUUUCCUAUUUAAGAAGGAAAAACUUGGUGUAAUUUGCUCACUUCUUCAUGAGUGUGUGCCUCGGCCUGCUUGUCAUAGGUGGACCUGCAUGAUGACACGUGUGCAUGUGGUCACGAAUCCCCUGUGGCUAUGUUGGUGCAUUUGUGUAUGAACAAGCAAAUGAGCGAUGUGUUUGUGAACUCCUCAUCGUGCAUGCCCUCAGGAUGGCCAGCAGCAACACAGACUGCCAGUCAGAGGAGGAGCAGAAGAAGUCAGUGCCAGAAAGGAGGUCCAGUCUCUCUGAUCUGGGCAGAAAAUUCACCUCCCUCAUUCAUCCCCUCAAGACGAAUCAGGAUGAGCUUUUUGUAAUGCUUCCAAGCCCUUCAUCCACCCCAACGUCGACAGAACCAGGCGUGGCCCCGUCUCUGUCCCAGAGCCUGAGCAGUUCCCGGGCGGCGGCUGCAGCCGUAGCCAGAGGAAGCAGGGGUCUCUGGCUAUGGCUGGCCAUCGUGGUGGUGCUGGCAGGCCUCCUGGCACUGCUGGCCAGCCUGGUGAUGCAGCCAGCGGUGGAUGCCGCCCCCGUGGGGACAGGGGACUCGUGGAUGGCCAUCCAGCAGCUGUUGUGGCCCUACACAGGGCUUCGACACAACGGACAACCCCCCGUCUAGCCCGAGUCCAGUGGGAAUAGUGCUACUGUAUAUAACCCUUGUACAAGAGUGUGACUGGGGAAAAAGGACUAAACACAACUCUGGAGGAAAGGAUGUUGGGAUGUUUACCGGUGCCUGAAGAUUCCUAAAUCACUGCAUUGAAGGCACAGGCCAGUCCUCAAGGGGAUAGUUAACCCUGUGGAGGAUUUAAUGCAUCACUUCCUGUUUGCUGAAGUAGAUAGUCUGUGUGUGCAUGCAUGUGUCUGUGUUUACAAGGCAAAGCCGUUGGACAGGCGGUGAUGGACGGUGUCUUUAGCAGUGAGCCACCUGAUGUCAUUGACACAUUAGAGGGGUUGUCAGUGCUGCUGCUGAUGGUUUGCCCACCACAGUCUGUCACAUCAGGUUUGAUCAGUGAUCAGAGUGGGCACAACACUGACCAAUCAUGUUCCAACGGUGUAAGAGUGAUGGCACAGAUGAGACUUAACGGGGCCUCCAACUGUGCCACAUAUCUUUUUAAAUGCAUUUCAUCUUGUUGAGGAGGCAGUGACCUGCCAGCCUUUUAAUGACAUUUUAUGUUUCAUUUCCUCUUUGGUUGCAGAGGACAUUUUAUAAUGUGUCUAAACACUGGCAAUAAAACUUUGAUUGUUUAUUAAAUCUAUAUUUAUGAGUUUAGAUUUGAGUGGAAAAGUGUGUAUCUGUUCAUUCUUAAGCUUUAUGGAACCAUUUUAAAGUCUGGCUACACCGUAAGUGGUAAGUAUCCAACUUUUGACUGGUGCUAUACUAUCUACUUGUUACAGUUUUAACACCAAAGUUUGUUUUGUUUGUUUGUUUUGUCUUUUUCUCCAAGCUCUGUGAUUGUCAGUUUUCAAUUUCAUACACUUUUGUAUGUUCCAAAGAUGAAGCGUGGAUCUUUGCACAAAUAAAGUAGCCUAUUCUAUA